Rhipicephalus microplus (southern cattle tick) is the source of this 483-nucleotide messenger RNA. RefSeq names its product eukaryotic translation initiation factor 5A-like. Lineage: Eukaryota; Metazoa; Arthropoda; Arachnida; Ixodida; Ixodidae. The record is from RefSeq and is a predicted model, not a curated record.
UAGCAGCCGGACGAGUCACAUUGGCACUGAGGAAUCAUCAUGGAGGACACAGAGCAGUACCAGGCAGCAGGGUCUGGUGCCUCCCAGACGUCCCCAGUGCAGUGCUCUCCUCUUCGCAAGAGCGGAUUUGUCAUGCUCAAGAGUAGGCCCUGCCACAUCGCCGAGAUGAGGACGUCUAAUACUGGGAAGCACGGUCACGCAAAGGUUCAUUUAGUUGGCCUGGACAUCUUUACUGCAAAAAAAGAUGAAGAUCUGUGCCCUUCAACUCACAACAUUGAUGUGCUGAAUGUCAACUGCUGUGACUUCCAGUGGAUUGACAUUAGUGAUGAUGGCUAUGUCACACUAAUGAAUGACAAAGGUGAUGCCCGUGACGACCUCAAGCGUGACGACCUCAAGAAUCGAAAAAGACUGAGAGGUCGUUUUCGAUUUGUUUACCCGAUUUUACACAUAUUCAUCAAGCUGAAUGACUUGCAAUUCUCUUAG